AUGGGAUCUAAACAACAGUACACGGUGUGGGUGCAUAACAGCCGGAGCUGUAGGGGCUCGGUGUACUCCUGCCCCCGCUCCCUCAGCCUCCACUUCCCCAGUGAGGAGGAGAUCACCAUCGCCGGCUACCAGGUCCACAAGGGCGGAGUCCGCCUGAGUUUGCCGCAGACGGUCCGCAACGUGUUCCUGGAGCGGCUGGUGGACUACAUCCUGGUGAAGAGCACGUUUGGGUUCUCGCUGGCCUGGGACGGGGGCUCGGGGGUGUACGUCCGGAUGACCGAAGAACACAAAGGCCAUGCCUGCGGGCUUUGUGGGAACUACAACGAUGACGGAUCGGAUGACCUCACCACCAGCUCCAAUGUGCAGACGGAGGACGUUGCUGAUUUUGGGAACAGCUGGGUGGUGCAGCUGCCCCAGGAGAGGCGCUGCAGGUCAGUGGAGGAGGAGUUCCCCAGCCCCUGCACCUCCGAGUCACGCAUGGACGACGCCAUUGAGAAGUGCAGUGCCCUCCUGUUCUUCCCCUUCCUGUCCUGCCAUGAGAACAUUGACCCAAACCCCUAUGUGGCCAGCUGUGUCUCCGACUUAUGUGUGUAA
This is a messenger RNA of Anguilla anguilla (European eel), 594 nucleotides long. RefSeq names its product otogelin-like protein. The record is from RefSeq and is a predicted model, not a curated record. The transcript has 6 exons. Gene Ontology annotation, cellular component: extracellular matrix. The coding region runs from base 1 to 594 and encodes 197 amino acids. NCBI's taxonomy places the organism in Eukaryota, Metazoa, Chordata, Actinopteri, Anguilliformes, Anguillidae.